Messenger RNA from Sodiomyces alkalinus F11, 1868 nucleotides. RefSeq names its product nuclear distribution protein nudF. The record is from RefSeq and is a predicted model, not a curated record. Bases 351 to 1754 code for a protein of 467 amino acids. Lineage: Eukaryota; Fungi; Ascomycota; Sordariomycetes; Glomerellales; Plectosphaerellaceae. Gene Ontology annotation, molecular function: protein binding. The transcript is spliced from 4 exons.
UCAUCUUGGACCUGUUUGCGCUCCUCGUCACCUCGACUGCCGAUAGCCUCCCCUGUUCAAGUCGGAGUCUCCUUUUCCCCGAAUCGAGUCCCCGACCCACGAAACUCGGCAGCUUUUUAUUUUAUUUUUCUUCCUUCUUUCCGCCAUAUCGUGACCCCAACCGAUAUAGAGAUUGCAGGAACAAAUAAACGAACGACCAUAGGAGCAAAUCCACCAAACAAAAUUCGACACCCAUUCGGGCCCCAUAUCUUCCUCCACCACUGACUGAAUCCCCUCUCUUGGCUCUCCUGCUCUCCUGCUCGCUCGACCGGCGGCCAGCAUGAGCCAAAUCUUGACGCCCCGGCAAGCUGAUGAGCUGCACGCACAAAGCCAUCAUCGCCUACCUCACCUCGACCAACCUGCAAAAGACGGCUAGCACGCUCCGCGAGGAACUCAACAUGGGCGAUUCCUUCGAUGAAGCCACCACCAAGAAAUACGAGGGCCUACUAGAGAAGAAAUGGACCAGCGUUGUGAGAUUACAGAAAAAGAUCAUGGAACUGGAGUCCCGAGUGGCCUCGUUACAAUCCGAACUUGACAGUGCUACCCCGACAUCUCUCUCCCGCCGAAACCAAGACCCCACCAGCUGGCUACCGAGGUCACCCGCCCGCCAUACUCUUGAAUCCCACCGCGAAGCCGUCACAUGCGUAGCAUUCCACCCCGUCUUUUCCUCGCUCGCCUCGGGCUCCGACGACUAUACCAUCAAGAUCUGGGACUGGGAGCUGGGCGAGCUGGAACGGACAAUCAAGGGCCACACCAACACCGUCCUCGACCUGGACUUUGGCGGUCCGAGGGGCGGCACCCUGCUGGCGUCCUGCUCCAACGACCUGACCAUCAAGCUCUGGGACCCCUCCGACGGCUACAAGAACAUCCGGACCCUACCCGGCCACGACCACAGCGUGAGCGGCGUGCGGUUCAUCCCCAGCGGCGCCGCCGGCGCACCCAGCUCGGGGAACCUCCUCGUGUCGGCCAGCCGAGACAAGACCCUGAGGAUAUGGGACGUGUCGACGGGCUACUGCCUCAGGACCCUCAAGGGCCACGUCGACUGGGUGCGGGAAGUCUGCCCGUCCCCGGACGGCCGCUUCCUCCUCUCGGUCGGCGACGACAGGGUAGGCCGGCUGUGGGACAUCAGCGCCGCCAACCCGGAAACCAAGCUGACCCUCGUCGGCCACGAGCACGUCCUCCUCUGCUGCGCCCUGGCCCCGCCGGCCUCGUACCCGCACCUCGCGCCGCUGGCCGGCCUGACCAGGCCGCCACCGGCGUCGAGCGCCGCCGAGUUCAUGGCCACGGGCGGCCGCGACAAGACGAUCAAGCUGUGGGACGCCCGCGGCAACUGCGUCAAGACCCUGGUCGGCCACGACAACUGGGUGCGCGCCCUCGUCUUCCACCCGGGCGGCAAGUACCUCCUCAGCGCGUCGGACGACUACACCGUGCGGUGCUGGGACCUCACGCAGGACGGCAGGUGCGUCAAGACUUUGUCGGGCGUCCACGGCCACUUUGUCUCCUGUCUUCGCUGGGCGCCGGGCAUCGUGCGCGGGGAGGUGGCGGCGAACGGCGGUGGUGGUGGUGGUGGUGGCGGCGACGGGCCCAAUGGGGUGAAUGGGACGCCGAGCAAGAGUAGUGCGGCGGCGGCGGCGGCGGCCAAGACGACGGAACAGAUGCGCUGUGUCAUCGCCACGGGAAGUGUGGAUAUGAAAGUGCGCAUCUUUGCGAACUAGACGAGUCGAGCGAAGGGAGACAGAGUUCGAAAUUUGGAACAGAUGCCGUGUGCUCCAGCUACGCCACUGUUGCUACAAAAGCCAGAUUUACAAGCGGCGUCCGCGGCUGUUACA